AUGGAUGACGGUAACGCAUCGGAAGUCAGGUCACCAGCGGGCCUGCCACACGUGUUCUACUCGAACAUCACGAUCCUCCAUCUCAGCUGGCUGAUACUGCCCUUAAUCAGCAUCCUGUUUGUCAGUAGGAUAUUCCGAAAGAAAGCAGCUGAGCCUCCUUCUUUACCAGAGCGCAUACCCUAUGUUUCUAACACGUAUCAAUACCUGACUGACAACCACGGGUUCCUCAAGAGAGCCGCAGAGGCCCUAAAGAAGAGCAACAUUGUCAAGUUCAACCUAGGUCCAGUCCCAGUGUAUCUGGUUUCUGGCUCUCAAAAUAUCCAAAGGCUCUUCCGGAACAGCGCUGGCAGCACUCAACUCAGCUCGGACAAGUUCGUUCUCAUGGUCACAGAAAAGGUUCAUGGAGUUGACCAACAAGAUGCUAAACGAUGGGCCAGCGACAAGACAGGCCGUUUGAAGAUCCCCGCUCCCGGGACCGAGGAUACUCCAGAGGACCAAAGGAUAUGGAGCGGCAUGCAUCAUAUCUUCACGGAGCACCUGUCGCGUGCUGAGCCGACAGCGAAACUGGCGCAGAACUUCACGGCCUUCUUCGGAGAAAAAUUAGAAACCCAGCCGCUGAAUGAGUGGAAAGAAGUGUGCCUCUUCCAGUUCUUGAAGAAGGACAUGACUGAGGCUGCUGUCAUGACCCUGGCGGGCAGGCGGCUUAUUGACAAAUACCCUGAAUUCGUAGACGCUAUGUGGGAGUACGACAAGGUAGCAAUGAAACUGAUGUACGGGUUGCCGACAUGGAUGAAUCCUGGACCCAGAAAAGCGCAGAAAAAGGCAUUAGAUAUGAUGGAGACAUUCUUACAGGACGCAUGGGAUACUUUCGAUUGGGAUGGAAUGGAAGCGGAGGCCGACUGGGAACCGACAUUCGGAUCCAGACUUCAGAGAGAACAUGCCAAGUUCUGGAAGGACAAGAAGUUUUCUAUGAGGUCUCGUGCUGCGCAGCAUCUAGGUAUUCAAUCUGGAUUCAACGUCAACAGCAUCCCCCAGACGGCUUGGGUAAUGAUGGAGCUCGCGAAGAACCCGUCUCUGUGGAGGGCAGUGAAAGAGGAAGUGCAAGGAGCCAUUGUUCCUGACCCUGUUACGUCGAAGCCUGCGAUUGAUGUUACGAAGCUUUUGGCCCUGCCUUUGCUCCAGUCCGUCUACGCAGAGACUAUUCGUCUGCAUGUAUCGAUCAAUGUGACCAGAGAGGUUAUGGAACCCCUCGAAUGGGAUGGAUACGUUCUACCGAAGGGAUCUCUGGUCCAAGCCCCGACACAAAUUGGCUUGCAAGAUGAGUCAGUGUGGGGAGUAGAGGGUCAUCCAACAUCGAGUUUCUGGGCAGAAAGACAUAUCAAAUAUGUUGAUAAGGAGGAUGAGCUUGGGCAUAUCAAAACGGUGAUGGAAUUCUCCAUGGCUGGCAGGCCAAGCGACUACUUUCCGUACGGUAAACCUCACUACCCAUAUUAG
Molecule: messenger RNA, 1494 nt
Organism: Colletotrichum chrysophilum
Lineage: Eukaryota; Fungi; Ascomycota; Sordariomycetes; Glomerellales; Glomerellaceae
Exons: 2
Coding region: 1-1494 (497 amino acids)
Molecular function (GO): iron ion binding; oxidoreductase activity, acting on paired donors, with incorporation or reduction of molecular oxygen; monooxygenase activity
Source: RefSeq, a predicted model, not a curated record